UCUGCUGCGCAGCGUAAUUUUUUGCUAGCGAUACAAUUUUCCCUCCUGCAUGUUUCAACACAAGGCGCUUUGCACUUUGGCAACACAGCUUCACUCUUGUUUACCGCCUUGCUUCCUGAACCGUUCGCCCACCAAACAAAAAAAAAAAACAUAGAGAUCAAAUAAUACAACUCGUUGCAACCCAUCAUCAAACCGUCCAAAUGACCCUCCUACUGCAAUUCCUCCUCCUGCUCUUCGUCCCUCUCGUCAGGGCCGCCGAUGCCACCGUCUCCAUAUACGACGACUCGGACAAAUACAUCUACUACGGAUGCUACAACGAGACGACCCAAGUCGCCGGUUCGGCCGAGACGCGCGCGUUGGGCGGCGGCAUCGACGAGAGUCUGCCGGGCGAGAUGACGGUGCCGAAAUGUCUUGCUUUUUGCGGCAACGGGAGCACGGAGUAUCGGUAUGCUGGGCUGGAGUGGUCGAGGGAAUGCUGGUGUGCUCAGACAUUGUCUGGGAUAGCUGAAAAGCUUGAUGAUUCGGCGUGCAACUAUCCCUGCGAGGGCGACAAUACGACCGCUUGUGGUGGUUCUCUGAAAUUGUCCGUCUAUCGCGCUUCUUUUGCGAGUCGGAUGUCUGGUUCGAGCGUGUUUUGUCUAGCGAUGGCCGGACUGGUAAUGAUGGUGCUUUGGUAAUGCGUCACGGGAUGUUGAGAACGACUGUCUGUUGAUAACGACUGUCUGUUGAGAUUUUUCUGUCG
Messenger RNA from Trichoderma reesei QM6a, 742 nucleotides. RefSeq lists its product as uncharacterized. The record is from RefSeq and is a predicted model, not a curated record. Lineage: Eukaryota; Fungi; Ascomycota; Sordariomycetes; Hypocreales; Hypocreaceae. The transcript has 2 exons. Gene Ontology annotation, cellular component: plasma membrane. The coding region runs from base 201 to 677 and encodes 158 amino acids.